AUGGCCGCUCAAGUCACUCCCUCCAAGCAGGCUGCUUCCUCCCUCGAAAACCUCAAGAUGAGCGACUCGCCCGUUAAGAAGCUCGACUUCCAGUCGGUGGGCAAGGAGAACGCGCCCGCGUCUGUCAAGCCCGUCGACGCGUCCUUAGAAAAGCCUACCGAGAAGGCCCUCGAGGCCCCCAAGGCUGCUCCUACUAUCAAGGAGCUCGAGGCAACUGAGCCCCUCCUCCAGGAGAACCCCCACCGUUUCGUUAUGUUCCCUAUCAAGUACCACGAGAUCUGGCAAAUGUACAAGAAGGCCGAGGCCUCUUUCUGGACCGCUGAGGAGAUUGAUCUAUCCAAGGAUCUCCACGACUGGCACAACCGCCUCAACGAUGAUGAGCGUUACUUCAUCUCCCACGUCCUUGCCUUCUUCGCUGCCUCCGACGGCAUCGUCAACGAAAACCUGGUCGAGCGUUUCAGCGGAGAGGUCCAGAUUCCCGAGGCUCGUUGCUUCUACGGUUUCCAGAUCAUGAUGGAGAACAUCCACUCCGAGACCUACUCUCUACUCAUUGAUACCUAUAUCAAGGAGCCCAAGCAGCGCACCUACCUCUUCGAUGCCAUUGACACCAUUCCCUGCAUUGCCAAGAAGGCUGAGUGGGCCAUCCGUUGGAUCAAUGACACUGAGUCAACCUUCGCUUCGCGUCUGGUUGCCUUCGCUGCUGUCGAGGGUAUCUUCUUCUCUGGUUCCUUCGCCUCCAUCUUCUGGCUCAAGAAGCGUGGUCUGAUGCCCGGUCUCACCUUCUCCAACGAGCUCAUUUCUCGUGACGAGGGUCUCCACACUGAUUUCGCUUGUCUCCUCUUCUCUCACCUGAACCACCGCCCUGAUCCCAAGGUCGUUGAAGACAUCAUUGUCGAGGCCGUUGGUAUCGAGCAGGAGUUCCUCACUGACGCUCUUCCCUGUGGACUGCUUGGCAUGAACGCCAAGCUCAUGUGCCAGUACAUCGAGUUUGUCGCUGACCGUCUCCUCGUGGCCCUUGGCAACAAGAAGUACUACAACUCUGCCAACCCCUUCGACUUCAUGGAGUCCAUCUCCCUGGCUGGCAAGACCAACUUCUUCGAGAAGCGUGUCGGUGACUAUCAGAAGGCUGGUGUCAUGGCCAGCACCAAGAAGGAGACCAACGCCGAGGGUGAGAAGGUCGUCAGCGACGGUCUUAACUUCGAUGAGGACUUCUGA
Molecule: messenger RNA, 1215 nt
Organism: Penicillium canescens
Lineage: Eukaryota; Fungi; Ascomycota; Eurotiomycetes; Eurotiales; Aspergillaceae
Product: ribonucleotide-diphosphate reductase subunit RNR2
Exons: 4
Coding region: 1-1215 (404 amino acids)
Biological process (GO): deoxyribonucleotide biosynthetic process
Molecular function (GO): oxidoreductase activity
Source: RefSeq, a predicted model, not a curated record